This is a messenger RNA of Dendroctonus ponderosae (mountain pine beetle), 1570 nucleotides long. It is a transcript of the gene PheRS-m, whose product is annotated as probable phenylalanine--tRNA ligase, mitochondrial. The coding region runs from base 108 to 1394 and encodes 428 amino acids. Gene Ontology annotation, cellular component: cytoplasm; mitochondrion. Lineage: Eukaryota; Metazoa; Arthropoda; Insecta; Coleoptera; Curculionidae. Gene Ontology annotation, biological process: phenylalanyl-tRNA aminoacylation. The transcript has a single exon. Gene Ontology annotation, molecular function: tRNA binding; phenylalanine-tRNA ligase activity; ATP binding. The record is from RefSeq and is a predicted model, not a curated record.
GAAGCUUUCCUUCUGCCUCUCUCCGUCAACUUCGGCAACCUUGGAUUAACAAACGCGUCAACAAAAGUAAGGUUACAUGAGAUGUUUUGAAUUUUCAAAGAAGUAAAAUGUUAUGUUUGAAACACCUGAAUCGUUCUAUCCAACGAUAUUUAUCAUCAGUUACUAAGCCAUUGCCCGCAGAUGUGAAGGUGCUGGACCAUAGUUACUCGCGAGAUAAAUUCACCAACAUAACAAGUAGAAUUGCAUCUCAUGUCGGCCGAAACCUACAUCUACAGAAAUUUCAUCCCCUUAAUAUUGUGCAGCAACGCAUCACGAAUUAUUUUUACCAGAACUUUGUUAGUGCAGGGCGAAGCCCUAUUUUUUCACUGUAUAACAAUCUAUCACCUAUAGUCAGUGUGAACCAGAAUUUUGAUAGCCUCCUAAUACCAAAAGAUCAUGUUUCACGAUGUAAGAGCGACUGUUACUACAUUAAUUCAGAGUUGUUGCUUCGAGCCCACAUGACUGCUCACCAGUCAGAGCUUCUAUUAGCUGGUCUAAACAAUUUCCUAAUGGUUGGAGAUGUAUAUCGCAGAGAUGAAAUUGACCGAUCUCAUUACCCAGCAUUUCACCAAUUGGAUGCAGUGAGGCUGAGAACAAGAGAUGAACUAUUUCCAAGUGACAGCAGUUUGCAGAUUUUCGAGCAAGGAAAUAAUACAGAUAGUUUUGGGGGCCAGGAAAAGCAAGCCUGCCACACAUUGGAAGCUGCCAAAUUGAUGGAGCAUGAAUUAAAAAGCACAUUGGAAGGACUGGCAACUCACUUAUUUGGCGACGUUGAAUAUCGUUGGGUCGAUACCCAAUUUCCAUUCACUCAACCUUCUUGGGAGCUGGAAGUUUUCUACAAUAAUGACUGGCUGGAAUUGUUGGGCUGCGGUAUCAUGAGGCAACCAAUAUUAACGAAUUCUGGUAUUUCUGAUAGAAUUGGAUGGGCAUUUGGAAUAGGAUUAGAAAGAGUUGCCAUGUGUUUGUACAAAAUACCCGAUAUAAGGCUGUUUUGGUCAAAAGAUUCCGGAUUUCUAUGCCAAUUUAAAACUCACAAUAUAAAUGAAGCAAUCACUUACAAAGAAAUAUCACAAUUUCCACAAUGUACCAAUGAUCUAAGUUUUUGGCUACCUGAAAAUGCCGAAUUCUCUAGCAACGAUUUUUAUGACUUAGUAAGAUCCGAAGGCGGUGAUUUAGUUGAACAAGUUCAAUUAAUUGACAAUUUUGUUCAUCCCAAAAACAACAAAACGAGCCACUGUUAUAGAAUUACGUAUAGGCAUAUGCAAAGAACUUUAACGCAGCGCGAGGCGGGCAUUAUCCAUAACAAGAUAGCUCAAGCUGCCGAAUCCCGACUCUUUGUCACACUGAGGUUGUAAUAACUCUUUAAAGUUGAAUAAGAAAGCUUUAAAGAAUUCUUUAUUGUAUUACAUAUGUUGUAACAUUUUUCAUUUCGUAAUAAUGUAUUACUAGUAAUACAUACAAUACUAGUACUUAUGUUGAUUUUGUUAAUUUUUGGUGUUUAUGCGCAAUAUACAGGGAUACUCAUGUUUAA